UUCACAGUUAAUGUGGGCAACCACGCCUAUAAAUAAUAAGGAAGAGGUGGUAAGAAUGUCAGCAAGUUAUUUCCAUUGAAUAAUCACAUCCAUGGCUUCCUCUCAGCUAAUGGCUGAUGACGUUGUGUUGGAGGCUCAAGAUCAAGUUAAACAGCAAGAGCCAAAAUGGAAAGGCAAAGCCAGUGAAGAAAUGGCAGGAGUAAAAGCAGAACUAAUAUGGCCCUUCUUAGAGGAUUUCUUCGGGCUACACAAAUGGUUCCCAACGCUAACCACAUGCAUGCCGGUUGAAGACAGCUCUGUGCAGCCGGGCUGCGUGCGUUAUUGUGCAGGAUUCAGAACCCCAGUUGACAAAGACGACGAUGGAAAAGAAACUGUAAACUGGACGAAGCAGAAGCUACUGUCUAUUGAUCCAGCAAAAAUGACACUUACUUAUUCCAUUAUAGAUGGAAAUGUUGGGUUCAACCAGUAUGUAUCUACAGUGACAGUGGUGAAAAAGGAAGAAGAAGGGUGUAGGAUUGAGUGGGAGUAUGAAGUUGAACCAGUGAAAGUAAAAGGGUGGACACUUGAGCAUUUGGAUUACUUCAUUAGCACUGGUUUGAAAGUCAUGGCUGAGAGGAUGAAAGAAGCCCUUCAAGUUUGAGUUUAAAGUGUCCUUCAACAUUCUUGCCACCGUUGUUGCAAGUAAUUGUUGAUUUGUUGUUGUUUCGUUUUAUGAUUCCUAAUAUGCUGUUAACUUUAUUAAGCCUAUUGUUUUGAGUGAAUCAGUGUGUUUUCUUUUU
Molecule: messenger RNA, 779 nt
Organism: Mangifera indica (mango)
Lineage: Eukaryota; Viridiplantae; Streptophyta; Magnoliopsida; Sapindales; Anacardiaceae
Product: lachrymatory-factor synthase-like
Exons: 1
Coding region: 92-640 (182 amino acids)
Source: RefSeq, a predicted model, not a curated record